AAUGAAUGCUUUCUUAAGUUUUACUUUAAUUGAGGGUGGUAGGAUUUCAACCCUUAUAUUCACAUCUUAUUCAAUUACAUAAUAAUAAAUUUAUUGAUUUUUUUUUUUUUUUUUAUAUCAAUGGAAAAAUUUAUAAUUUGAGUAUGAUAUUUUGUUAUCAAUGCAACGAAGCUAGCUUCAAGCUCCAUGGCAAGAAAUGAAUCCAAGUGAUGAAGAAGAUUGAGAUUGGGGUAAUUGAAGUGUGGAGAGGGAGGUAAGAGGAUGUUAAAAGAAGAAGCCUAAUGAAAGGAGAUGCAAUAAUUAUAUUGUUGGAGGGUAUGUCAGCAAUUGUGAGAAAUGACAGGCCAAUUCAUGGUUGCCAAAAUCUUGUAGUCACUCUCUUGCUUGGGAAGAAGAAAGGAUAUGGAUAUGGCGUGAUUAGGUGGAAGUGUUCAGAACGAAACUCACAAGAAAACUCAAAUUCCCAAACUUAAAACCAAAACAAUUAACAAAUCUCUCUGUUUCUUGCUUUCUUUUUCUUUGUUUUUUUAAGAGAAGAAAGAGAAACGAAAACGAUAUAUCCCACUCUCUCACUCUGCUGCCAUUGCAAAAUUUGGUCUGUUCUUUUUUUUUUUUUUUUUACCAUUGGCCUCCUCCUUUUUUUCUCUUCUCUAUCAUCAAUUAUUUUUAUUACAAUUGCAAAAUUUACAACCCCCUUUUCCCACCAAUUUUAUUUUUCUGUUGGGUUAUGGUUUCUGGAGGCUCUUCUUUCGAGUUCUGAACUUUUUGGUACUCUCUCUUUCUUUCUUUUUCUUUGUCUUCCACGUUCCAUCAUCUCAAAUAUCUUUCCCACACUAACACAGAUUCAGACCAAAUUAUAUAUAUAUUAUAUACACGUACGAGCAGUAUAGAGUGCAAAUUCAGAAGCUAAUCUCAUCCAUUCUGAUUUAACUCACACUUCAUUCCUUCACCCAUACACUUUUUUUUUUUUUUGCUUUCUAUCUGAUAACCUUUUUUUGCUUAGUUUUAUUUUAAACCUCCUCUUCUCUAGGGAGAAUUUCCUGUCUCUUUCACAUUCUGGCUUCUCUUUCUCCCUCUCUCUCUCUUUGUGAGAAGAGAAGGAAAAAGAAAAAAAUGGGGUGUGAGUGUAUCAACAAUGGCGUCAUUGGCCGGCGCAGCAGAAUAAUCUUAUGUCCGAUUGUUUCUCUUCUCUUUUUUCUGAUUUUGGUAUCGACCCAGAUGAGAUUCAUGGCUGAAGGAAGAUUUAUUUCAAGGAACGGCAAGACAGUGAAUAAUAGUGAAGAUAAAAUGGUAUUAAGAGGACAAAUUGGGUCAAGACCACCAAAAUGUGAGAGAAGAUGUAGCUGGUGUGGUCAUUGUGAAGCCAUCCAAGUUCCAGCAAAUCCACAAAAAUCAGGAACUAAAAACUCCUCAACAAUGAAGAACAUAGCUUAUGCUAGAGAUGAAGCUUCCAAUUACAAGCCUAUGAGCUGGAAAUGCAAAUGUGGGAGCUUAAUCUUCAAUCCUUAAAAACACCCUUCCUCCACUAAUCUCUUUCUCUGUAAAUUAGUGAUUAUCAUUAUAUAUAUGAUUGUUAAUUUCUUCAA
Messenger RNA from Cucumis melo (muskmelon), 1586 nucleotides. RefSeq names its product EPIDERMAL PATTERNING FACTOR-like protein 2. Bases 1114 to 1509 code for a protein of 131 amino acids. The transcript has 3 exons. NCBI's taxonomy places the organism in Eukaryota, Viridiplantae, Streptophyta, Magnoliopsida, Cucurbitales, Cucurbitaceae. The record is from RefSeq and is a predicted model, not a curated record. Gene Ontology annotation, biological process: stomatal complex development; guard cell differentiation.